GCCGCCGAAUUGUCACACACUAUACUUUAGUCUGGAGUAAUUAUGAUAUCUUUAGGACGCGCCAUGGCCGGAGCUACUUCUGCACUGUCGUCUUCGUCGUCCCUGGCUCCCAAAAACCCGCUCUCAAUCUCUUCUAGUUCAAAGCUAUUUAAGGAAGUUUUCUUCAGAAAUCGCCUCUCUUUAUCUCACACAACACGGCUCGAUGCUAACCUUCGCUGCUUCGCUUCCGCAGCCUCUGGUAUCUCUCCAAUCGAAACUAAGGGCAAAAUUCGAGUUCAAAAUCCUAUCGUUGAAAUGGACGGUGAUGAAAUGACGAGAGUAAUAUGGAAUAUGAUCAAAGAUAAGCUUAUAUUUCCCCAUCUAGAGUUAGAUAUAAAGUAUUAUGAUUUGGGAAUACUAAACCGUGACGCCACUGAUGACAAAGUUACAGUAGAAAGUGCUGAAGCUACUCUCAAGUAUAAUGUUGCUAUCAAAUGUGCAACAAUUACUCCGGAUGAGACCAGAGUCAAGGAAUUUGGACUGAAGUCCAUGUGGAAGAGUCCUAAUGGCACAAUACGAAACAUUUUGGAUGGUACUGUUUUCCGAGAGCCUAUCCUUUGUAAAAACAUUCCCAGACUUGUUCCUGGUUGGAACAAGCCCAUUUGUAUUGGCAGGCAUGCCUUUGGUGAUCAAUACCGUGCUACUGAUACCAUCAUUAAAGGAGCAGGAAAGCUCAAAAUGGUUUUUUUUCCAGAAAAUGGGGAAGCACCGGUGGAGCUCAAUGUCUAUGAUUUCAAAGGCCCUGGGGUUGCCCUUGCUAUGUACAAUGUCGAUCAGUCAAUUCGUGCAUUUGCUGAAUCAUCAAUGUCAAUGGCGUUUUCAAAGAAAUGGCCCCUUUACUUGAGCACAAAAAAUACAAUUCUGAAGAAGUAUGAUGGAAGGUUCAAGGACAUCUUUGAAGAGGUAUAUCAGGAGAAAUGGAAGGCAAAGUUUGAGGAACAUUCAAUAUGGUAUGAGCAUCGAUUGAUAGAUGACAUGGUAGCAUAUGCAGUAAAAAGUGAUGGUGGCUAUGUAUGGGCCUGCAAAAAUUAUGACGGAGAUGUGCAAAGUGAUUUACUUGCACAAGGUUUUGGUUCUCUGGGUCUAAUGACUUCUGUUUUGUUAUCCUCUGAUGGCAAGACUUUAGAAUCUGAAGCGGCUCAUGGAACUGUGACUCGUCACUUUAGACUGCAUCAAAAGGGACAAGAAACCAGCACAAAUAGUAUAGCAUCCAUUUUUGCAUGGACUAGAGGACUGGGACAUAGGGCUAAGCUUGAUGAGAACAAGAAAUUGAUGGAUUUUGUUCAAAACCUAGAGACUGCUUGCAUAGAGACAGUAGAGUCAGGAAAGAUGACCAAGGAUCUUGCAUUAUUGAUUCACGGAGCCAAGGUAUCAAGAGAGUUGUACUUGAACACUGAGGAGUUUAUUGAUGCUGUAGCACAAAACCUCAGGUCAAAGAUGGGUGCUGUCGUACUUGCAUAAAAUAAGUUACAAAUCCCUAAGUAAUACCGAAACGUGAAAUGUGAGAAACGUUAUUAUAAAUUUUCCUAGUAACAUUUUACACUGAUAUACCAUGUUUUGGUUUCAAUUUUGGAAUUUCCAAUUCCAAUAAUUUAUGAGUUUCAACUGGAGUUGAGCUACUCUUUUUUUUUCUCACUAGAUGAAAGUGCUUUAGAGCUUGAGUUGGUUGAAUUUAUUGAAACUGAUGAAGCUAGUUGAAA
Cuscuta epithymum is the source of this 1739-nucleotide messenger RNA. Lineage: Eukaryota; Viridiplantae; Streptophyta; Magnoliopsida; Solanales; Convolvulaceae. The record is from the annotation of a GenBank genome assembly.